This is a messenger RNA of Seminavis robusta, 5585 nucleotides long. The record is from the annotation of a GenBank genome assembly. NCBI's taxonomy places the organism in Eukaryota, Bacillariophyta, Bacillariophyceae, Naviculales, Naviculaceae.
AACAGCAGGGUACAGCUUAUCACAAUAGACUUCAGUCCCGGUACCAGUAACGGUAGGAGGAAGACGCACAACUCCCCCAUCAACUCCUCAGAAGCGGGAUAGACCGAUGUCUCCCUCCACAACAUGGGACAUUGGCCGUUGGAAGGAGACUCUUGAGCAUCCUUAUCUCGGUCGUCGAAUCCUUUUCUGCGAGAGGCAUCCCAACACCUGAACAAACAAUACUGUAGCUCGGACAGCUCUAUUAUCCUGGAGAGAGGGAUCCCUGAUUCGAUUCGUAUUGGCAUUCGCCUUUAUUGUUUUUCUGCGUCCAAACAUUAUACCCGUAUCAAAGAUGGUUUAUUCCCAAGGAUCAUCAUCUCGAGUUUUGGUGGUCACGCUGUCAGUGUCCCUGGUUGUUUGUGGCUUGAUGCUGAUAGCCACAAAGGGCGAUCUACAGCAUGGCAGCUCGACUCUACAAUCUACUACUCCAAGCGCACGCAGCAGAAGCACUCGGAGAAAGCUGGGUGCUGAUUGCGAGAAAACCUGUCAGAAUGCUCCCUUUAAAGAUCUGGAAUAUUUCGAUGGGGAUGUUCUGCUCAAGCCGGCGACCAUGUUGGAACGACUCCAGAAAAGCCGCAAAGAGUGGGUUGAAAAAGGCCUCAAGAAGGAUUAUGGAGCCAAGUACUACAAGGACAUGUUUGAGCCAUUGGAAAAGGUCUUUAAUAAUGAGACCAAAAAAGAAGAAGAAAUCCGACACAGUGCCGGACGUCAGCGCAUCUUUCAGGAUCCCUCCAUCUUGCCCUCCACCAAGCGGCCCGAAAAUGAAAACUUGCCUUCGGAAGGACCAGCAUGGGGUAGAAUGGUUCGCAAAAUGCAAAUGAAGAUUCUGCAAGUCCAGUUGGGUGUUUUGGAAGAACGGAAAAAUGCCAAGCCCAUUUGCCUCGAUGACUGUUCCAAGAAGAACAAUGAGGAAGGCAGCCGUCGAUUCCUUGCAAAAGCCAAAGCGUCCGGUGGACUCUAUACCAAAUUCACUUGGGCGACAGGCGGGCACAGUGCUUCGGCUGGUCAUGGCAAUUUAUUCCGAGAGAGCUACACGGCAAAUAUGGAUCGAGCUUUGUCACCCAUUCUGGCCAGCAUUGGCUUGGAUUUUGAGGCAAGAAAUUAUGCCAUGGGUGGAACAGAUUCGGCAGAAGAAGUUGCACUCUGUAUGAACUCCAUCUUUGGAAGAGAUGUCGAUGCUAUCAGUUGGGACUACGGCAUGACGGAUGGACAUGAUCUGUGGAAGGUCACCAUGUAUGCGUACAAGGCAGCGGGAAUCUCGCGAGUGAAAGACGGUCUAUCUCAGCCAGGCAAUGUUGGUUAUCGUCCCGCAUUCUUUCCCAUUCAUCAGCAAGUCGGUGUCAACUUGGUAGCCAAAAACAUGCUGUCUCUGGGGAUGACAUCUCUUGCCUACAAUGAUGUGUACAUGCGUGAAACGAUACUUUCAGUGGCACCUGAUAUGUUUGGCAUGCAUGAAGACGAAAUUGCAAAGGCCCCAAAGUAUCUACAGUACUUGAAGUGUGAGGGGAAGAUUGAAGCUGGGGAUCCUGGCUGCAAGGACAAUAAAUUCAACAAUUCCUUGUGCCCCAAUAGGAAGGCAAGGACCAGCUGGCACCCUGGUUGGAAAUACCAUGCACUAAUGGGCAAUCUGAUGGCCAUGACUUUUGUUGAUCUUGUUGAGGAUGCAUUGCAAGGCCUGAUUGAAAUGGAGUUGGAUGCAACAGGUGAUGACAUUGAUGCUGCCAAAAAACUCGUAUCCAACAAACUGAGCUCCUUGGACAAAGAAGAGAAGAAAGACUAUGAAGGGAUCUUUUCAAACCCAAUUCCCACGGAUCUCAUGCCACAUGUUGAUCGUUAUUGGACAGAAGCAGCAAAAGAACAUCUCAAAGACAUUUCUGUUGAAUCCUUCUUGAAGGAACCUAGUUUUUGUCAUUCAGCUCUCCUUCCAGCUGAAAUUCGUUUCAAGGGUCUGCUGACAGAGAACUUCACCAAUGUUGGCACCAUUAUGGAUCAAAGCUAUGAGGACGGGGCGUCCUCGGGUGCUGUAUUCCAAAUUGAAAAUCCCAGUUUUCGUUCAGGUAAGGAGCCUGCACCCUAUGAGGAUCCCCGUCCUGAGAGGAACAAUGGUCUGAUGAGACUGGUGAGAGAAGAUAAUGGAAGACAACAAUGUGAAGAGUACGUGAACUUGGAUUACAAGGACUACUUUUAUGUUGGUAGUGUGACGGACUGGCAAACCUUGGUGCUCCCAAACAAAUCUGAGAAGAAUUACUACAAAGAGUUUGAUGCAGCCAAGAGCAAGGGGUGGAUUCUUGCAUGCCUAACAAGGUGUGAUUGGGGCAAGUGCCCAGGAGGUGAUGUGCAUGCAUACUUUGGCUGGCAACGACCCCAACCCCGAAAGGAUGAAGAACCACCAUCAGAGGAAGAAAUUGCCAAGAAGGGGAAAGCGGAGAUGACAAUCAACGGUGUCAAGGUAACAGAAGCAUCUGGUAUGCACACAUGCUAUGCCUUGAGAAAUAAGGAUGGCCAUGUGUGGAAGCCAAACAAGGAUGGCCAGUACGAGAUCAAAACCCGCAUCACUGGGGCGGAAAAGCAUGCCUUCAUUCGGUUUAGUGCCAUUGUUCUCAUAUAGAAUGCAGAGUAAUUUGUUCAAGUCACUUGGCCCUGUCCUUUUAUUCUCUCGUAGCAGUGACCAUCUCGCUACGGUAGGCACCUGUUGCUGCUAGGAAUCAAUCGCGGUCGUUUUGGUGAACUUGGUACCUAAAAGAGGAAUGAAACUAUCUAGAGUGAUUCAGUCAUGAUGAACUAUGGGGAUCGUUCAAGGGUGGGGACGUUGCCAUGGCUAACGGAAGAUGUACUUCUUGCCUUGAGAUGAUGCGACCGGUCGCACCGAAACCCAACAAUCUGCACCUCGCAAAAAGGACUGAAACUUCCGACGACGAAGAAGGUGCGGCAGAUUGUGGAGACGCUAAUGGAUCAACCGCACUAAUUUCAAGCACUCCCAGUCGAGUUUGCUUGCGCUCGUCUCACCAAUCUACAAAUCCCAUCCUCGUCACAGCUGCCCCCGUCGACAGUAUAGCCCACGUUCGUCAUUUUCACCAUGGCAUCUCGGAAGUCUUCGAGAAACACAGUAUUGUUGUUUCGAUAUCGCACCAUCUCGCUGAAUAUGAUAUUCCUGGAGGCCGGGCAGACUGAUUCCCCGGGCGCUCUGGAGACAAAUUUGCAAGAAACAAAGCCGGACUCCUCCAUGUUGGCACUGUCUAGCUGCCUGACUAGAGCAACGUCUGAGUUGAGCAUGACGACUCUCCGACCAUUCGGGAAACCUUCCCAUUGCCAUCGAUUAGGCACGUCUGUUCCGUUGAGUUCAGUGUUGUUGAUUUCAAUCUGACGCCACUGUGGAGCCCAUUCAACUUGAAAACGAUCAGUGGGUCCCUCUCCCACCAGCUCUCGAUAAUCUGAUCCAACGUGCAUAGUGUAUUGUUCGGUACCCAUCCAAAGGGACCAUCGAAACCGAGAAUGUUCCUUCGAGCAACCCCUCUGAGAGCAUGCGCAGAUGUGCACAGUCAGCGGCGACGACAGUUACACCACGAUGAAAGGCAGAGGAGCUAGCUGUGCUUACAUAGUAUGACCUCCCAUUAUUGCCCCAGUUUCGCGAGCGUCGAAAUCGAAGUGCCGAGCAAAGUAUUCCAAUACUUCAUCGGUGCCCAGGUUGGGACUGCACAAGGGAGGAUCUGGACCCCGAUCCAAUCUAUCAUCGCAGUCUUCCCGUCCAUAGAAAUGAAAGGGCAAGUCAAUGCGUUCUCCAUCCCCUUCAGCGGGCAUUGCUUGUUCCACCCCUUACGCAAGAUGCAUUUCAGGAUGAGUGGAUAUGAAUCUGUCGUUGAGAUUCCUCCGGUUUGAUACGAGCCGCAACGUGGCAUUUGCACUCACCUACAAACGAAGCCAGCACCCAGAUGUCCGCCCUGGACAAGUCAGGUCCAUAUCGGCGCUCAAUCUCUCGGAGGCUGCCCAUGCUAGACCCCAACCCACCGUUAUCGGGAUUUUCAGUAUUGAUACAGCCGUCGCAUCCCGUCCCCCCAACGCAGUCAUGAAAAAUCAUUCGGAGAUACAAUGCUCGAAGGACGGGUUUUUCAUUGAUCAAUUCAAUAAUGUCUGCUUUGGCCGAUGCAAUAAUUUCGCUCAUUCUUGUUCUCGUUGUCGGUGCUGUGCUCGGAGGCAGAGUGCUGGCCGGCUGUGGAGCAAGUGGAGGUACCGGUACGGUUGUUGUAGAAACAGGAACCGCGGUUUGGCGUGAGAUUGAAACGGGCGCUCUUGUUGGCUCCGGUAGUAAACCAUUGUUGGGACAUUCUUGCAAACUGUUCACCACUCGGAAAGCAACGCUAAUGUCAAUGAAUCUGUAAAACAUUGGAUCGUCCUUGGCCAAAACUGCCCGGUAGCUUCCAGGUGAUAGCGGCCAUCCUUCAAUGGGGUCGUUCUGCGAAAACAUUACCGUUCCUCGAGCCAUGGCAACAUCACAGUCCUGGUUACCACAAGUCCAGUACUGUGUGUGUCAGUCAACCGCAGAGAAAGAAAUUCAAUCAAGGAAAGAAGGAUGAGAAGCGUGUUCCUCUGGCUUCAAGCACCAUACUCACCCAAACAUUGCAAACGAACGAGGCAGCAGCGAGCACAAAGGGCCCCCUGACGUCCCAACAAAAUCAGCAAGACACCGUGUAUACUCACCCAGAUGAGAGGUUCUUCGGUGGGAUUGAUAUCGUCGUGAGGGUACAAGCCAAUCCAGUCUGUGCUGCUUGGGUUCCUCCCAUUUUGGAAUAUGAUGGCAAUCUCCUGCCCGAUUUCGAAGCAGAGUCGACUUAGCUGAAGCGUCUGGGCCGCCGACACAGAUGCAGCGAUUCCAACAGUCACUAAUUUGAGCAAGAUGGAGAUCUUCAUUUCGUGUCAGACAGAUCGCAAACAGUGAUGGGAUUUUUGUCCAUGACGACAACGAGGUCUUGGAGUGGAGGGUGGAGGGAAACAUCGUUCACGUGAAAAUCGAACGAAAUGUGAGCGGUUCAGAUGCAAGAUUGCCUGUUGGCAUCAAAUAACGUGGCCGUUACAACUGAAAGUUCGGCGUGACACAUUUAAAAGGUUAAACUGGCAGAGCUGGUAAUCUACCACCAACAUUCCAGAGAGACUGCACUCUCUUGGAACUUCAAACCUCUUCCGGUGGAUGUCCAAUGCCAUGUCCCUGGGUCUCACAGCUCAAAGAGUUCGUUGUCAAAGAUUAAUGCAUCCAUUUUCUUUGUACCCGGCGACAGACAAUGCAAGGUAUUAUGUGACAACCAGCUUCCAUGGCCAACCAAUUCAUCAUCAUGAUAUAUGAUGGUGGCCAACUACCAAAGGAUGCAACAAGAGAUUCAAAUGUUUCUAGCCAGCUAGACAAAAAGGCACAGUGAUGGUGAGAAUUGUAGGAUAAUUGGAAUUGUUACAAUUCUAUUGCAUAAUGUAGAAGAAAAGAGUUUUAAAACCUUGUAAAGGCGCUUACAAAUGAGCUAUGAGAGUGCUCCAAGUGUCUUAAUUAAAAUAGACAAGAG